Molecule: messenger RNA, 1326 nt
Organism: Rotaria socialis
Lineage: Eukaryota; Metazoa; Rotifera; Eurotatoria; Philodinida; Philodinidae
Source: the annotation of a GenBank genome assembly
AUGCGCUGUACUGUCUCAACCAAAGUAAAAUUAUUAUUCCUUAGUUUAUUGCUCAUUUUGAUCUGGCAAACAAGCCUAUUCUACUGUGAAAAUCGGUGUCCCAUUCAUGAAAAUGUUGCUCCUAUCAUUAUUGAAACAUCUCUCAGCUCAACACAACUUUAUUCCACUACUCGUUCCAACUUGUCGUCUUCUCCCUCUACAUCAAGUCCUGCAUUUAUGCUGACUUCAAAGAUUUCAAAAUCCAAGAUUAUUCACGCUGCCGUAGUCUUAUCACUUUCUAAACAGACAUCUCAUAUCGCCGAAUUUCAUCUACUCUAUGAAUCAUGGCGCUUCCUGCAAAUAUUUGCUCCACUUUCAGAGCAAGUGAUUGUCGAUUUAAUUGUAUUCUGUGAAAUGCCUAGUUGUUAUCAAUUACCUUUUACAUGUAUACCAAUUUCAUACGGUCACAAAUUGGAUUCGAUUCCGAGAUGUUUUUAUGAAAAACUAGAACCACGAAUUGUCUGGAAUUGGAAAGAUUAUCUUUACAUGACAUCGAUUGCUUUUAUGUUGACGCCUCAAUAUCAACGAGCCACACAAAAUUAUCGGUGGAUAUUGCGAGUUGAUCAAGAUGCUGUACUCAGUCCUGCUCUACUGAUGGGUCUAGCUCGGAAACAUCCAGUCAAACUACUCGAUAUGCAAUUUGGAGGGAUUGGUCAUGGAACUGAGUUUACAAACAAUCGAUUACGUAAAAUUGCUCAAAAACUUGGUUACACACAUGUUGGAAUACAUAAUCUUUGUUCGACCUGGUUAGUUAAUCCACAAGAUUCAAUCCGUAUUGCCAAUUUGACUACACAUAUUGGAAGAUAUUUGCUUCAAAAUGAAUUCGGUCGACAUGUUACCGGCAUCGAAGACUUGCCGGCUAUUGGCGAAUGGCCGAAAUGGUGGCGUGGUGUCACAUCUUUAUAUGCCGGUGAAAUAGCAAUCAAUCAUAUAUAUUCAUCAACGUUGAGUCAUCAACAUGGAUCCACCACAUUAGAUCAUUCAGCAGAUUCGCAAAGUUCUCUGUGGAAUGCUUGGCAUAUUCAUUGUUUACACAAUCCCACGUAUUUUGCGAAAUUUCAACAUCGAAUUGAUCUCUUUUUUUUCGUUCACUACUUUCAAGCUAGUCGAAUUCGAACUAUUAAGAAAUACUAUUCUGUUGAGCUCAUAAUUAAACGAAUAAUCAACGAAUUCGAAGAUAUGUACAUCAGAAAUGAAAAUAUUCAAAGAACGGUUACGGUUCGAGACUAUGUAACCGUCUUAGCCUGGCGAAAAGCGUAUGCAGCAACUGGUGCUAUCAACUUGUAA